AUGCAGCAGCUCUUUUAUGAAAACUACGAGCAGAACAAAAAAGGCUAUAUCAGAGACCUCCACAACAGCAAGAUCCACCGUGCCAUCACUUUGCAUCCGAACAAAAGUCCACCUUACCAGUACCGGCUUCACAGCUACAUGCUGAGUCGAAAGAUAGCAGAGCUGCGAUACCGGACUAUUCAGCUGCACCGAGAGAUUGUCCUCAUGAGCAAAUAUAGCAAUACCGAAGUCCGUCGAGAGGACCUUCAGCUGGGAAUCGCGCCUUCCUUCAUGCGAUUCCAACCGCAACAGCGCGAGGAGGUGUUGGAGUGGGAAUUCCUGACAGGGAAGUACCUGUACUCCAUGGUAGAUGGGCAGCCACCUCGCCGAGGCAUGGACUCCUCUCAGCGUCAGGCCUUGGAUGAUGUCGUGAUGCAAGUCAUGGAGAUGAUCAACGCAAACGCCAAGACUAGGGGACGGAUCAUCGACUUUAAGGAGAUACAGUAUGGCUAUCGAAGAGUGAGUCCCAUGUACGGGGCGGAGUACGUCCUUGACUUGCUACUUUUAUACAAAAAGCACAAGGGUAAGAAAAUGACCGUCCCUGUUCGGCGACACGCUUACUUGCAACAGACCUUCAGCAAAGUCCAGUUUACGGAACAUGAUGAAACGGAUGCCAAAGACCUGGCCAGUAAAAUCAACCAGGAUUCAGGGUCCUUGUCUUUUCUCUCCAAUUCUCUUAAGAUGUUCGUCCCAUUCCAGCUGAGCAAGUCCAAAUCCGAGAAGACGGAAUCCAAAGACCAAAAGAUCAACAUCUUAAUUCCUCUUUCCGGACGCUUCGAUAUGUUUGUGCACUUCAUGGCCAACUUUGAAAAGACUUGCCUUAUUCCUAACCAGAACGUCAAGUUGGUUGUCUUGCUGUUCAACUCCAACUCGAAUCCCGAUAAGGCGCGUCAGGUGGAACUGAUGAGAGAGUAUCGUAUGAAGUACCCCAAGGCCGACAUGCAGAUUUUACCUGUUUCUGGAGAUUUUUCCCGAGCUCUGGCCCUCGAAGUAGGAUCUUCUCAGUUCAACAAUAGGUCUCUGCUCUUCUUUUGUGACGUUGACUUGGUUUUUACCGCAGAGUUCCUCCAGCGGUGUAGAGCCAACACGAUUAUAGGGCAACAGAUUUAUUUUCCAAUCAUCUUUAGCCAGUAUGAUCCAAAGAUUGUCUACAGCGGGAAAGUUCCGAGCGAGAAUCACUAUGCUUUUACACAGAAAACUGGCUUCUGGAGGAACUAUGGUUUUGGAAUAGCUUGUAUUUACAAGGAGGAUUUAAUCCGGGCAGGGGGGUUUGAUGUUUCUAUUCAGGGCUGGGGUCUUGAGGAUGUGGAUUUGUUCAACAAGGUGAUUCAGGCUGGUCUCAAGACGUUCAGGAGCCAAGAAGUUGGCGUAGUCCAUGUACAUCACCCGGUUUUUUGUGACCCUAACCUUGAUCCAAAACAAUAUAAAAUGUGCUUGGGUUCCAAAGCAUCAACGUACGGUUCUACGCAGCAACUAGCUGAACUGUGGCUUCAAAAACAUGAACCAAAUUUUGGGAAGAACACAGUUGCAAAUGGUUCCUUGAGGACAGCUUAAUAUCCCGGGAAAGGGGGACAUUUAGGAAAAAACAAAAAAAACAAAGACACUGUAUUGCAUUUUUAAAAAUUUACCCUAAUUUAUUUUUUCCUUUGAGGAAAAUGUUUUGAUAGUUGAUUUUUUUAAGAUGACCACAUAAGGGUAUAUUUUAGAAAUUCCAUUGUUUUCUUACGAGGACCUUUCCAGCUUUUUUUCUGAACAAAAACUGUGAUCAAACUUUGCCUUUCGGGGAAAAUGCAAAUAAUAAUUACGGGGGCUAACAUAUUAGGACUUGCCUGGUUCUGACAACUUGAAAUAAGUAUUCUCUUUUUUUUUGUUGGCUGAUAAACGGACCAAAUACGUUAAUAAAGGAGAAAGGAAGCUUAGAAUUUCUACACAUGGUACUUUUCAAAGCUCAAACUUAGUUGCUUGGGCAGUUCCGGUGGCAAUUAAAUGCAAGUUGGUAUAAAUGAUUCACCUAUUUUUUUUCCCCCAUCUGCAAGAAUGUGUAUGUGUGUUUGUGAGUGUGAGUGUGGGUGUGGGUAUGCGAGUGUGUAUCCAUAGUCCCCCUUGUUGACUAAUUUGCCUUCCAGAAUGCUUCAUUUGGUUGCCUCUUUCAGCCUUAAAAUGUCUUUAUGCUCAAAACGUUGUCAAGCAACCAAAACAGAUGUGGAAAACGAGCACAAUGUUGUUUAUAUACACUGUUGUCUAAAAAAAGAAGAAGGAGGAGGGAGAAAUGUACAUUUUUUUUCCUUGCCUGGGUCUAGAGCUGACUUUUUAAAAAAAUCCAUAUCAGGUUCUAAGUAAGAUUUUUUUGUAUAAAAACCGUCUUGAUGACAAAAGAACAAAGCUUUAGUUAAUAGAGAAGAAGGGCGAUUCUGUGCCAGAAGAAUCCACAAUUGUAAAUCCAAAACACUCCGAAUUAAAUAUGUUGGGAAAAAUAUUUAUUUCCCCCAUUGGUUAACAGUAUUUUGGUUGGGAACAAUUUCCUACAUUUCCUUUUGCUUAAUUUCCUUUCCUUUUCUUUUUCUUUUUGCUUUCUGUACUGUGUAGGGCUUUAAUUUAUUUAACAUCCUUUGUUUUUAGGUCCCUGUCUUUUUUAUUUUGAAUAAUUACUAGUCAUUCAUAUUUAUGUAUCAUAGAAAUGUAUUGCCUGUUCUUAACUGUUUUAAGGUUGCUUCCACCUCCUUGCUCUGCAGUAAACAGUUCCUCCAAAGA
Messenger RNA from Pantherophis guttatus, 2790 nucleotides. NCBI's taxonomy places the organism in Eukaryota, Metazoa, Chordata, Lepidosauria, Squamata, Colubridae. The record is from RefSeq and is a predicted model, not a curated record.